AGAGAGAGAGAGACUGUCAGUGCAGUGUGAGGAGCAGCAGCAGCAGCAGCAGUAAUAGUAGAAGGCGGCCCGGGUCCCAUCUUCUAUCGUUUCCUCCCUGUAUUUCCUCUCACAGUAUCCCCCCCACCGCCUCUGUUUGCUCCCGUCUCCCCCCGUUGACGUCUCGGAGAAAUGUCCGCCAGACCGGGAUUCUACCGGCAGGAGCUGAACAAGACCGUGUGGGAGGUUCCCGAACGAUACCAGAACCUGACGCCGGUAGGCUCCGGAGCCUAUGGAUCGGUGUGUUCGGCAUAUGACGUGGUCUCAAGGCAGAAGGUCGCGGUGAAGAAACUCUCCCGGCCGUUUCAGUCCCUGAUCCACAGCCGCCGCUCGUACCGGGAACUCAGGCUGCUCAAGCACAUGAAACACGAGAACGUAAUAGGGCUGCUGGACGUCUUCACGCCUGCUGCAACAUUAGAAGACUUCAAUGAACUCUACCUGGUGACUAACCUGAUGGGAGCAGACCUCAAUAACAUCGUGAAAUUUCAGAGGUUGUCGGACGAGCAUGUGCAGUUCCUAAUUUACCAGCUCCUCCGCGGCCUCAAGUACAUCCAUUCAGCGGGAUUGAUCCACAGGGACCUCAAGCCAAGUAAUGUGGCGGUAAAUGAGGACUGUGAGCUGAGGAUUCUUGACUUUGGAUUGGCUCGGCAGACAGAUGACGAGAUGACAGGGUAUGUGGCGACUCGCUGGUAUCGAGCGCCGGAGAUCAUGCUGAACUGGAUGCACUACAAUCAAAAUGUUGAUAUUUGGUCAGUGGGCUGCAUUAUGGGGGAGCUACUGAAGGGGAAAGUCCUUUUUCCCGGCUCCGACUAUAUCGACCAGCUGAAGCGAAUCAUGGAGGUGGUUGGGACUCCGACACCUGAGUUGUUAAAGAAGAUCUGCUCUGAACACGCACAGAAGUACAUUCAGUCUCUGCCCUUCAUGCCCCAGCAGGACCUGGAAAAGAUCUUCAGAGGAGCAAAUCCACUAGCUGUUGAUCUUUUGAAGCGUAUGCUGGUGCUAGACUGUGAUGGGAGGAUCUCGGCCAGUGAGGCUCUGUCACACCCCUACUUCUCACAGUACCACGAUCCAGACGACGAGCCCGAGGCCCCGCUUUACGAUCAAACUCUGGAGAGCAAAGACCGAACUCUUGAAGAAUGGAAAGAGUUGGUGUUCGAAGAAGUGAACAGCUUCACAGCACCCGGCAACAAGACUGAUAGCCUUCAGGUGGAGCAGUGAACCUCCGUCUGCUGUGCCUCUACCCGGAGAAGGACAGAGGACUCUGUGAGCAGGAGAAGGGCUGUGGAGAGAGAACUCCUCCUGCUGGAAGGACAGUCUCCGCGGGAUGAGACGCACAGGUUUUUAAUUCACGUGGAGGCAUUUUGACAAAAGACAGACGGAUCGCUAUAGUGCAAAAAGUUGAUCCGUCCUAUGUUUCCUCCCGGUGAGGGCAAAAUGAGGAACAGUUUCGUCUCGACUACGACAGGGAGCACAGAGGACACGUGGAUUCAUACGAGGGAGUAACUUUCAAGAAAACUGAACCGUGUUUACAGACUGAAAGAAGGAUGUCGACGGAAGAACAAAAAAAAAAACGCACACUAGGAUUUCCAAAGUAACAACAACAAAAAACGCCAUCCAGACCCUCAUCACAACAUUACCAUAAGCAGCCACUGCUUACAUAGAUGAAAUCCAUGUCUGUAAACGACACAGAGCAGCUUCAGCCAGCAUACUACUGCAUGAUUUUUUGUGCAAUACCGAGUAUAUUACCAGUAUUGUACUAUAACCAUUAAGAAUGCUCAUUGCAUCUGCCACACCGGUAUUAAACCAGUAUACAGGUCAGAGAGAGAGGCAUUACCAGGAACGUGUCCAAAUUUGAACUUCUUUUUUUCUUUUUUGUAAUAAUUUCAACACAAUACAAAAAGCAAACAAAACACCGCCGUUCAUCCUCUCCUGCUUUCAGAAAGAGUAAACACCAACUGUGCGAUUAAUCAGCAAGGUAAUUGAUAUACGCCGAGGCUGGAACAGAACGACUAUGCUGCGGGUCCGUGUUUACAGUGUGGCCUCACUCCUCUUAUACGGUUUCCAACGAUUGCCAGAUUCUGAUCACCUGUUCGCCAAGUUUCCAUAGUUCUUUUGAGUCCGCGUGGAUUGAGUUCACAGUCAUUUCGAUCGCAGGUAUUUUGUUAACUGUGAGAAACAGUUCCCAGAAUGUGUAGCAGUGCUGGAUGAAAAAACAAACCUCCAUCCAAAAAAAAAGGCACUCACAUUGAGCAGCCAUAUUUAGCGAGUACUAUAGUUAUCUUUCAUGUUUCCUCAGCUUCUUUUCAGUUUUCACGAUGCCUGAGUAUUACAAAGGUCACUACCCAGAUUGUACACGUCCAUCACACUGUAGACCAUAGUAUUAAAGCAUCGGGGGCAUUCCCCACUUCACCGACUUCCCCACUGACGCUGCGUCAUUCCCCUUGCAGCAGACCUUGGAAUUUUACUUCUACAAACUUUCUGCUGAGGUAGAAAUAAUCUGGUUGGGUUAAACCACACUGCACAAUGCCAAGGGACCAAAGAGUCUGUGGGAUAACAUGUAUAAUAGGAAACAUUCUACAUAAAUUCACAAACUGAUGGUGAUCCAGUUUCCAAAUCCCACCUACACUCUACCCAAACUCUUUGAAAAAUUUCAAACUCAAAUUUGAACGCAUCAAACUGCAAACAGUACUUAAAACUGUCGACUCCUAUUAAAAGCAGCCUGCUAACUACAGUAUGGAAGAUGCAAAAUGUCAUCCGGGGAUUAAGUAGAUGCAGAUGCGAGAUUAACAGCAGAACAAGAAGUGAAGUGGAGGGGUUCAUUAACUGAUGGCAGCUGACAUUUUUGAGAGAUAAAAGGGUCAUAAAUCAGGAGCGGACAUUAAUCUGGUUUAUGUCCGGAGGCCGAAGACGUAUUCUUUAAAGUGAAGCUGUAACUGACCAACUAAUGACCAGCAUCAGCUAAAGUAGCUCUUUCUGCCAUUGCAAUCAGCUUGAGAUUGCACGAUCGUUUAGUUAUCACUCAGAAAUAUUGCCAUUUUUUAGCCUCUUUGCAUCAAAAUUUACACAAUGCAUAGUAAAACGCAUUUAAUUUUUAGCAGUCAGACUUUUUCAUGUGCUAAAUGAGCCAAAAAUAAAUAAAUAAAGGCAUCUAAUCGAUAGUUUUAGGUUAGUAUGCAAUGAAAUAUAAGAACAUUAUAAAAUUCCAAACCAAGCCUUCUUGGGAGUAAUCAGCAGUCACUCAUGAGCAAAUAAUAGGAUUCCAUGUGUGCACCAAAGUUUUCAUGAAAGGCGAAAACUUGAGGCGCUUGAGAGAUGUAAUAAUUGACAUAUGUCACAAAACAGAGAUAAAACCGGUAACUCCUCCUCGCGCUCAGAAAGGCAUCUUGCGUCGUGUUCGUGUGCACCUCCCGACAAAAAAUGGUGAAUAAAAGUGUGCCGUUACACGGCAGAAAAUGUAUUCGUGCACUCAAGCUUAAGGUCCGGUUUGCUGCGCAUAUGAGGAAAAAACCGCAAAAUAAUAAUGUCAGUUGAAAGGGAAUUUCACAGACAUGAGUCAGAUACCAGUUUCAGGAGAUGAAAAGCGGGUAAACUAAAUACUAUUAUCUACUGGCAACAGUAGCUGUUUGGGCCAGCUAAAUAGCUGCAGCCAGUUCUGAUUAAAACCCAGUUCGCUAGGUUCAAUCAAGUUGUAUUUUGACAGUGCAGUGCUUUGGCCCACACUCAAGUUUAACUCAAUGAAUUAGAUUAUUUCUACCUCAAAAACAUACAAUUACAACAGAAAUAUAUAUUAUAUUACAUAUUCGGGAUUUUUUCCCCCCAUAAUGGUUCACACUGGAUUGGUACAUGUAGCCUUUUGUGCAAGUUGUCCACUAACACUGGAUGCAAAAUGUUACAGUCCAAAUGAACUGAAACUGUCUUAGUCAAAGCGUGUCAGAGCUCUGAAUGUUAACGUGUCACGUGCUUAUGUGGGUGUUGUACAUGUGAUGGAUUUGAAUAGUAAACCGCAAACUGAAUGUAUAUGUAUACUGUAUGUAUGUAUAUGUAUGAAUGUAUGUUACAGGUUUCGAAGUGUCUUUUGAAUACGUGGUGGCAUGUGAUUCGGCUGUAGCCAUGAGUUUCAAAUCCCCUAAACUGAAUGUCGGCUCUGGAUUUUCAAGUAGUUCAGAUGAUUUUCUCGCUCAUCGUUAACAGGUAAGGUGACUUGGCAAAUCUUUGCUCCAACGGAAUAAACACCGUCAUUUCUGUUUCUCAGUA
Messenger RNA from Scophthalmus maximus (turbot), 4293 nucleotides. RefSeq names its product mitogen-activated protein kinase 11 (gene mapk11). The record is from RefSeq and is a predicted model, not a curated record. Gene Ontology annotation, cellular component: nucleus; cytoplasm. NCBI's taxonomy places the organism in Eukaryota, Metazoa, Chordata, Actinopteri, Pleuronectiformes, Scophthalmidae. The coding region runs from base 172 to 1257 and encodes 361 amino acids. The transcript is spliced from 12 exons. Gene Ontology annotation, biological process: intracellular signal transduction; protein phosphorylation. Gene Ontology annotation, molecular function: MAP kinase activity; ATP binding.